Messenger RNA from Aspergillus novofumigatus IBT 16806, 372 nucleotides. RefSeq names its product ankyrin repeat domain-containing protein. The annotation marks the transcript as partial. Gene Ontology annotation, molecular function: protein binding. Lineage: Eukaryota; Fungi; Ascomycota; Eurotiomycetes; Eurotiales; Aspergillaceae. The record is from RefSeq and is a predicted model, not a curated record. The transcript is spliced from 2 exons.
GGGCACACGCCGCUUCUUUGGGCUGCCGGGGGAGGACACGCGGAGGUUGUGAGGGUGCUCGUGAUGACGGAAGAGGUGGACGUGAAUUUACAGGAUCGUCUGGGGAGAGCGCCACUGAUCUGGGCCGCGGCAAGAGGGUUUGACGAUAUCGUGAAGGCGUUACUAGCCCAACCAGAUAUUAUUGUCAACUCUCGAGAUUUGUUUGCCAGGACGCCCCUCGCAUUUGCAGCUUAUAAUGGGCAAGCUGAUAUGGUGAAGCUCCUUCUGUUGCGCGACGAUGUGGAUUUAUUUCCUGUGGAUAACUAUGGAAACACCCCGUUACUUCUUGCUGCUGAAGCUGGAGAAAGCUUGGUUGUGAGUAUGCUAUUAGAG